GACUGGGUCAAGAGUCGUAUCUGCGCACUGUCGCGGUCUCCGACCACAUGCGCGCAGACAACCGCAUGUUCUAGCGGAAGAGCCGCCCGAGUCCACAUUGUGAUUGAUCGCUGUCUCGUGGCCGGCUUUUGGGGAUGUGGUGUUUCUGCGAUAACGGUUUCGGAAGAAACUGUGCAGCGAUCGUCCUUGCGGCACGUAUCAGUUUCACCAGAUAUGUAAAUCUCGGGUUUCCCAUUUCUUGGCAUGCAGUUCUGACGGGGGCUGCGGAGCCGUUUUGCAUAAUGUUGCAAAGAGAGGUUUGAACCUUGGCCAUAAUCCGGCAAGUCAUCUAUCGAAGACGAUCUGCCACGCACUGCAGCCAGCCAGUCUUCAGUAUGCUGUUGUGGAGGAAUCGAUUUAGGUUUCUGUGUUUCGUUUUUCUUGCCAUUCCUACCCCCAGAAUCCCCAUGAUGAAAAAUCGUGAAACCGUUUCUGCAUCUGGCAACAAUAGUGCAGAGUUUUCUGCACACUACUGCAGUACUUGGUGGUAUGCAAGGUACGCAAGGUACGGUCGACGCGAAAAAGGCAAGGAAUCCGGCCGCGGUACCUUCGCUGGGAGGAUACAAUCCAGGGCAACCUGGAGGGUUUUCCAACGGGGUGGGAGCCGGAGUAGCUUGCAUGAUAGAGGCAAAUUGAUGAUUGGUUAAAUCAUGGGCUGCUGGGGUUGGAGAGACAUGGUUUAGUAAGACGGAAAGCUUCCAACGAGGCCGUGACGAUAGUACCAUGAACAAGCUGGCUCUUUCUGGAGAGUGGGGCCGAAGAAAU
Pseudomassariella vexata is the source of this 804-nucleotide messenger RNA. RefSeq lists its product as uncharacterized. NCBI's taxonomy places the organism in Eukaryota, Fungi, Ascomycota, Sordariomycetes, Amphisphaeriales, Pseudomassariaceae. The transcript has a single exon. The record is from RefSeq and is a predicted model, not a curated record. Bases 375 to 686 code for a protein of 103 amino acids.